AUGGUCUUGAUUUUCGCCUGCCUUAGUUUUAGGUUACCCAUAAGUCACUCUAACUUCUUCUUUUGCAUUGUACCUUAUUCUUCUCAUUUUAAUCCGCUAUCAGCUCCUGUUAUGACUAUUGAUACUUUGAUGGGUGCAAACUAUGCUUCGUGGAAGGAUUCUCUUGACCUUACUCUCGCACUCAUGGAGUUUGACUGUGCGCUAACUGAAAACACUCCUCCUGCUAUUACUGAUAAGAGUAUUGAAGCUGAAAAACUACUCUAUCAAAAGUGGGAGAGAGCUAAUCGCUUGUCUCUUAUCUUCAUGAAAAACUCGAUAAGUCCUGCUAUCAGGGGAGCCAUUCCUGACGCUGCUACAACUAAGGAAUAUCUGACUAAUGUGGAGGCUCAAUUCCAAGGGACGUCUAAGGCGCAAGCCAGCACCCUCAUUCUGAAAUUGGUGACUACAAAGUAUGAUGGGAUCAACGGUAUUCGUGAGCACAUCCUGAAAAUGAAUGACAUGGCCCAAAAGCUCAAGGGAUUAAGCAUGGAGAUUAGUGAUGGCUUUCUGGUGCACUUUAUCAUGACGUCUCUACCUGCAUCUUAUGAAGCAUUCAAAGUCAACUAUAACCUUCAGAAGGAACAAUGGAAGAUGAACGAAUUGAUUGCCAUGUGCAUGCAAGAAGAAGAACGUCUAAAACUGGAGAAAGCCGAUGUUGCUUACCUGAUGACUGCUGACUCGAAGAAAAGGAAGGGGAACUACAAUAAGAAGUCUAAUGUAAAGGUCCAAAAGCGAGAUACAGGUGCAAGUGCUUCUGGCUCUAAUGACUCCAAAGGGAAGAUUCACUGCAAGUUCUGUCGUAAGGUGGGACAUAAGCAGAAGGACUGCCCGGACUUUAAGGAGUGGCUAGCCAAGAAAGGGAUUCCAUACAAUUCAGAAGCUGGAAAGAAACCAAAGAACGCUUAA
This is a messenger RNA of Helianthus annuus (common sunflower), 945 nucleotides long. RefSeq lists its product as uncharacterized. Bases 1 to 945 code for a protein of 314 amino acids. The record is from RefSeq and is a predicted model, not a curated record. The transcript is spliced from 2 exons. NCBI's taxonomy places the organism in Eukaryota, Viridiplantae, Streptophyta, Magnoliopsida, Asterales, Asteraceae. Gene Ontology annotation, molecular function: nucleic acid binding; zinc ion binding.